Messenger RNA from Melanotaenia boesemani (Boeseman's rainbowfish), 4898 nucleotides. It is a transcript of the gene usp8, whose product is annotated as ubiquitin specific peptidase 8. Gene Ontology annotation, molecular function: cysteine-type deubiquitinase activity. The record is from RefSeq and is a predicted model, not a curated record. The coding region runs from base 236 to 3505 and encodes 1089 amino acids. NCBI's taxonomy places the organism in Eukaryota, Metazoa, Chordata, Actinopteri, Atheriniformes, Melanotaeniidae. Gene Ontology annotation, biological process: endosome organization; protein K63-linked deubiquitination; Ras protein signal transduction. Gene Ontology annotation, cellular component: extrinsic component of endosome membrane; cytosol; extrinsic component of plasma membrane. The transcript is spliced from 18 exons.
CCCUUUAAAUGCUAUGUCGUUAAAAUGUAGCUGAUAUCGUUGAAAUUGAACUAUGCCUUAAGUAUAAGCUAACGUUUCCGAUUAGACCAGCAGAAACCAAUUAAUAACUUUAUGUGCCACACAGAUCGCGCAUUCUCCUCAUAUUGUUGUCACAUUUUGUUAGAGAUGUCCAGAGCUUGUGUACAGCACUGACGGGCAGCCUGUUUGUGAGUUCUGACCAAACACAUCCGCCAAGAUGCCUGCGGUAUCUACAGGGGUCAAAGAGCUGUAUUUAUCCACGUCUCUGGGUGACCUUAACAAAAAAGCUGAAAUAAAGCCUGAUAAGACUAGCACCAGAAGCUAUGUUCAGAGUGCCUGCAAACUUUUCAAGGCAGCUGAGGAGUGUCGCCUUGACAGAGAUGAGGAGAAAGCUUAUGUGCUGUACAUGAAGUAUUUAACAGUUUAUGACAUCAUCAAGAAAAGGCCAGACUUCAAGCAGCAAUUGGAUUAUUACAUGACAAUGCUUGGGCCCACCAGCUUCAAAAAAGCCCUUGAAGAAGCUGAGAAGCUGUCUGAUAGCCUUAAACUCAGGUAUGAGGAGUUUGAGGUUAGAAAAAAACUUGAGGAGAAGGAGAGAUUAGAGGAGAAGAAGAAAAGGGAGGAAAUAUCAGAGAAAGAUGGGGGCCGGGGCUCUCCAAAACUGGCUGCCGCAAACAAGAAGGACAGCAAAAAGGUGAAAGGAGAGCAGAAUGAGCUGAAGAGUGUAAUCACAAAAGCUGCACAGCCAACUGGUGGAAUCACAGCUGAGAAACUUUUCCACAUCAUGAAGGACCAGACAAUAUCUAUAAUUGUCAUGGAUGCCCGCAGCCAUGGUGACUUUGAGGAGUCUCACAUUCAAGUUCCAGCCCAGACCUGCGUCAGCGUGCCUGAGGAGGCCAUUAGUCCAGGAAUCACUGUGAGUCAGAUUGAGGCAAAGCUGCCUGAAGUGUCCAGGGAUCACUGGCGGCGGCGAGGAUUUGUGGACUACAUAGUUUUGCUGGACUGGUUCAGUUCUGUCACUGACCUUAAACUGGGAACUACCUUGCAAAGCCUCAAAGAUGCCCUCUUUAAGUGGGACAGUCUCACCAUUCUGCGUAGUGAGCCACUGGUGCUGGAAGGGGGCUACGAGAACUGGUUGUUAUUUUACCCCAUGUACACAACCAACGCUAAAGUUCGACCUCCUAGACAGACUAUUUUCAACACCCUCCCUCAGUUAAAUUUCAGCUACCCAUCCUUAGAGGAACCAAAGCCUCCAGUGCCACCCCAGCCUGAGCCUGAGGUUUCACCUGAGCUUCAGGAGCCAUCAGCUCCUGUGCUGGUUAAUGGUGUUGUACCUGCAGAGCCACCAACAUCCAAAACCUCCAUGGUUGCUGAUAAGCUGCCAGACUCUGUUGAUUUCCCUGUCAUAGGCACAACAAAUUCUGGGCAAGCCCUUAUUAAGAAGGAUCCUGCAUCCAGUCAGUCACCUUCAACAACUAAGAGAUUCCCCCAGUUUGACCGUAGCAAGAAACCCUCUGUACGUGUGUCGGAUGAACCCAAGUCAGGCCAGAAUGGGUCUGCGAAAGAUUCCACCCAGAAUGGCCCAGUCAUCCCUGACCGCUCAGCCAAACCACCACUCAUUCUCAGCUCUGCUCUGUCUAAAGAAGAGCAGAGCCAGAUACACUCUGAAGCACUGGCAGUGAUGGAAAAGGCAAGGCAAGAGCAGGAAAAACGUAUGCAGGAGCGGCGUUUAGAAGAGGAGAGACGGGAGAAGGAACAGAAAGAGAGAGAGUUGAGAGAGAGGCUUGAGAAGGAAGAAAGUGAGAAGAAGAAAAGGGAAGAGGAGGAAAAAAGACAUCAGGAGAAAAAGAGGCUUGAGAGGCAAAAGGCAGAGGAAGAGGAAGACAAAGAGAACAGGGUGUGGGAUGACAAGGAGAGGAGGGGAAAGGAGCAAAACUCUGACGCUCCCUCGAAGAGCAUGUCUCUGGAUUCACCUGCUCCCAACCAUAUUGUUAGUGAAAUUAAGAGGGAGCCUCUAACCAGAGCAAGGAGUGAAGAGAUGGGUAGGAGUGUGCCUGGCCUUCCAGAUGGUUGGAUGAAGUUCCUUGACACAGUAACAGGAACUUAUAGAUACUACCACUCCCCGACCAAUCGCGUCCACCUAUACCCCCCUGAGGUCACGGUUCCCCAGACCCCGCCUACCACACCACCAACAGUCAAACAGAAGCCACCGCGACCAGCUGAGCCAGACAGCAACCGUGACCAAGAGCGGGAGCAGUCUAAACUGAAACGCUCCUACUCCUCCCCAGACAUCAGCCAGGACCUGAGAGAUGAGGCCCAGAAAAAGGCCCCUGCCCCAACCACCGCUGCUGUCAUACCCACUAUCAACAGGGAAACCAAACCUCCGAGUGCAAAGGUUUAUUCUAAAGUGGAGAUUGCGCGCCCAUCUGCAGCCAAAAUUCGCAACCUGAAUCCAACGUUUGGAGGUUUGGGUGCAUCACUGACUGGGCUUCGUAACCUGGGCAACACAUGCUAUAUGAACUCCAUCCUACAGUGUCUUUGCAACACUCCUGCCAUGGCUAAUUACUUUAAUAACAAUUGCUACCUUGAGGACAUCAACAGGUACAAUAUUCUUGGCCAUAAAGGGGAGGUUGCAGAGGAGUUUGGUGUGAUCAUGAAAGCCUUAUGGGCUGGUCUUUACAAGUGCAUCAGUCCACGAGACUUCAAGAUCACCAUUGGGAAGAUUAAUGAGCAGUUUGCUGGUUAUGACCAGCAAGACUCCCAGGAGCUGCUGCUGUUCCUCAUGGAUGGGCUCCAUGAAGACCUCAACAAGGUAGCGGACAACAGGAAGCGGUACAAAGAAGAGGAAAAUGAUCAUUUGGAUGAUCAGUCUGCAGCUGAGGUGGCAUGGAGGAAGCACAAGCUGCUCAACGAGUCUAUUAUUGUGACGCUUUUCCAGGGGCAGUUCAAGUCCACAGUGCAGUGUCUGACCUGCCAUUGCAAGUCAAGGACAUUUGAGACCUUUAUGUACCUGUCACUGCCUCUUGCUUCAACCAGCAAGUGCUCCCUGCAGGAUUGUCUGAGGUUAUUCUCCAAAGAGGAGAAGCUGACUGACAACAACAAAGUGUUCUGCAGACACUGCAAAGCCCACAGAGAUUCCACCAAGAAACUGGAAAUCUGGAAGGUUCCACCCAUUCUCCUGGUGCACUUAAAACGGUUCUCCUAUGAAGGUAGAUGGAAGCAAAAGCUGCAGACUUCCGUAGACUUCCCUUUAGAUAAUCUGGACCUUGCCCAGUAUGUUAUUGGACCCAAACAGAGCAUGAAAAGAUAUAGCCUUUAUGGAGUUUCGAAUCACUAUGGGGGCUUAGAUGGUGGCCACUAUACAGCCUACUGUAAGAACGCCGACAAACAGCGCUGGUACAAGUUCGAUGACCACGAGGUGUCCGAAAUCUCCACCUCCUCUGUCAAGUCCUCUGCAGCCUACAUCCUGUUUUACUCCACACUGUGAUGGGGCGGAAUGACCUGACGAGAGGAAAAACUACACCAGAGCAGCAGUUCUCAAGCCUUAGAGGUUGUUCUUUUUCUUUUUAAAAUCUCAGCUCAGAGGACCUGGUGCACAGUCGCAGAGCAAAUGGUGAUGAACGUGCACGAGAGGACACACUCAAGCAAGUGGCUAUGGGAUCCAGGUUGGAGAAUGGGUGCAGGCACACUGUGCAACGCUUCAGCUACUAGAGAACUCCACAGGUGUUAAAACACGCCGUCUGUUCACAUUACCGAUCAUCUAGAGACUCAACAGAUGCUCAUGUUAAUCUGACUUUGAUACCAUAGUUGUGUUUUAGGGCUUACAGCUGAUUCAAAUGCUCUUUACUCUAAUUUCUGUGGUACUCAGCGUGAACGGCAGUAUUGCAGAACUGAUUUUCAGCUUUCUUGUACUGUGUACACAGGAUUAACAGUUAGAUGGCAUGUAGAUUCUUACUAAUGCUGAUGUUGCACAUUCAAACUUUUUUGGUGUAAAUACUUGAGGGCAAGGUGUUUAUCUGUUAAGUGACCAAAUUACUUUUUCUUUUUUUUCUUUUGAAAGUAGCAGCAUUUAUAAUAUCAACAUAUUCAUGAUGGGUUAAACUGUAUAGCCUUCUGGUGUUUGAGAUAAGAGCAAUUGAAAAGACUGAGUGACUUUUUCAUUCUUCUGAAGGGGAGGAGGGAAUUUAGAUUGUUGCUUGUUCAUAUUAAUCACAUCCUUGCACCUAUACUAUAUGCAAUCACUUUAAAUUGUUUAUGUAAAACACAUUGUUUAACAGCCGACCUUAACAAUCAGAACGCUUUUAAUCAGUACUGAUGCUGAGAGCUUGUUCAUCUAUCUCUGUUCAGCCAGGGACAGAAAACCCUACCUGCUUCUGUUUAUUCUCUGUUAAACACGCUUAACUUUGUACAUUUAUUCAAACACUAUCAAUGGAAAAAAACAACAAUACUGAGGUAAUUUGAUAUUUUUCUUGGUUUAUGCCAGAGAUGCUGGUUUUGUUUGCAGGAGUAUGGACUUUGAUUUUACUAUUUUAAUUAUGUGUUAAGUACUGAGCCAGAAAACACAAAGACAUGAGAAAUUGACCAUAUUCACUUCUUUAACAGUGUCAACAUUUGCUGCCUGACUGACAGACCGACUGAUGAGAGAAUGCACAAAGUAGAGAAAUAUUAUUUCUGAACGGACCAGCGAUCCGACGUCGCAGGAUGUGACUACUUCCUUAGUACAGUUUUAUUGCCUAGCAUGGGAUCGAGAUCUGUUUUUCUUUUCACUCGUACGUGUUGAUUUUUAUUUCUUAAUGCUCUACAUACAGAUUGUUUAAGAUAUAACAAUUAUAUUAACCUCAAACAACUCUUAUGACUAUUUAUUAAAACUGCUUCAAAUU